Messenger RNA from Monomorium pharaonis (pharaoh ant), 4670 nucleotides. RefSeq names its product CCR4-NOT transcription complex subunit 3 (gene Not3). Bases 1 to 2067 code for a protein of 688 amino acids. The record is from RefSeq and is a predicted model, not a curated record. Gene Ontology annotation, biological process: regulation of DNA-templated transcription; nuclear-transcribed mRNA poly(A) tail shortening. NCBI's taxonomy places the organism in Eukaryota, Metazoa, Arthropoda, Insecta, Hymenoptera, Formicidae. The transcript is spliced from 9 exons. Gene Ontology annotation, cellular component: CCR4-NOT core complex; P-body; nucleus.
AUGGCUGCGACAAGAAAGUUGCAAGGUGAAAUAGAUCGGUGCCUUAAAAAAGUGACGGAAGGUGUGGAAACCUUUGAAGAUAUUUGGCAAAAAGUUCACAAUGCCACGAACAGUAAUCAGAAGGAGAAGUAUGAGGCUGAUCUCAAAAAGGAAAUCAAGAAACUUCAGAGGUUACGCGAUCAAAUUAAAAGCUGGAUCGCGUCGGGUGAAAUAAAAGAUAAGAGCACACUUCUUGACUACCGGAAGUUAAUUGAAACUCAAAUGGAAAGAUUUAAAGUUGUAGAAAGAGAGACGAAAACAAAGGCUUAUUCUAAAGAAGGUUUAGGCGCUGCACAAAAAUUGGACCCAGCUCAAAAGGAGAAGGACGAAGUUACUAAUUGGCUCGCCAAUUCUAUAGACGCUCUCAAUCUACAGAUGGAUACAUUUGAGUCAGAAAUAGAAUCGUUACAAGCAGGAAAGAAGAAAAGGAUAGACAAAGAUAAACAGGAUAGGGUGGACGAAUUAAAGGCGAAGCUCGACAAGCACCGCUACCAUAUCCGUAAAUUGGAGACAUUAUUACGUAUGCUUGAUAAUAUGUCUGUCGAGGUCAACACAAUUAAGAGGAUAAAGGAUGAUGUCGAGUAUUAUAUCGAAUCUUCGCAAGAUCCUGAUUUCGAGGAAAACGAAUAUAUUUACGAUGAUAUUAUCGGCCUCGAUGAAGUCGAAUUAUCUGGUGUUGGCAUCCCCUCAUCGGCGACAACGGAUAGCAACAACAGCAAUGAAACCGGCGGUACCCCAACGUCGACUAAUUCCUGCACUUCGCCCAUACCGUCGCCGUCGUUGAGCUCCACUAUGCAUAAUCAUUCGAGCGAUAGUUCUACAGACAAUGACAAGAAAACCAAGCCUGUGAAACCAACCGCAGUCAGGCCGCUACUGAAUACGCAAGCGAGCAUUCCAACCACGGGAAGCACUGCCACCAUAAAAUCGAACAUGCUAUCGAGCAGCACUCCAAGCAAAACCAUUCCCAUGACACCUAGCCAUAGCUCGCCUAGUUCUACGAGCAAUCACAUUGCCACGACUAACGCCGGCAAUUUCGCCACUGUAGCUGCCUCGCACAGCAAUUCGCAAGCCAUCCAUUCUACCUCGAACAAAACAUCCAUUCACAACAGCGAAAACAAUAUCUUAUCGUCAUCGUCUACGUCCAGCGUUACGUCGAGUGUGCCGCAAACGGUCGCGCAACAACAACACAAUAAUAAUCCAGCGCCGACACAGACGACGCAUGUGUUGCAUAGCCAGCAGAGUCAGAAUCACAACAGCGAAACCGAGAUGACUACGCCGGUACCGCCAUCCUCGUCUCCGCAAUCGUCGGUCAGCAGUAGAUCCUCGCCGAUGCCCGCAAACUCCUGCUCGCCAGCACCGUCCACUGCCAAUGGUCUCAUCCCUAAGCUUCCCGAUGGAAGCAUGUCCUCUCUAAAAUCCAUUGCCCAACAAGUAAUUGUCCGAGCAGGUCUUGAGAUACCACCUUCCGAGCCGAACCGAAACAUCUUUGACAGUGCUAAGACGAGCAACAGUAGCAACAGCAACGCCACGUCAGAAGCACACAUUCCUCCGCUGCUUGGAGUCGCGCCCCUGGGACCCGUGCCGUUACAGAAGGAGCAUCAGCUGCAGUUCCAAAUGAUGGAAGCCGCCUACUAUCAUAUGCCACAUCCGUCUGACUCGGAAAGAUUACGAUCGUAUCUACCGAGAAAUACCUGUACCACUCCACCUUAUUAUCAGCAGGUUCAGCUUCCCCAUUCGGAUACUGUGGAGUUCUUCCAACGUCUUUCUACAGAAACUUUGUUCUUUAUAUUUUAUUAUAUGGAAGGAUCUAAAGGGCAGUAUUUGGCAGCAAAAGCUCUGAAGAAACAAAGUUGGAGGUUUCAUACGAAAUAUAUGAUGUGGUUCCAGAGGCAUGAGGAACCGAAAGUUAUUAACGAAGAAUACGAGCAGGGAACAUACAUCUAUUUUGACUACGAAAAAUGGGGGCAGAGGAAAAAAGAAGGAUUUACUUUCGAAUACAAGUACUUAGAGGACAGAGACCUGAACUAAUAGUUCUGUUGAGUCUUCGAAAUACGCCGUUUUUGUACCGGUAUUGUGUUAUCUGAACUUUCGCAGAAGAUAAUUACGUUCGGUAUAAAAUCGGUAGUUUAAUAUUAAAAAAAUCAGUUAAUAAAAAGAAGAACAAAUUCGUGCAUAGAAGUCAAUGAAAGCAUUUCAUUACAUUUCGAUGCUGCGACGACAAAAUUUUUCUUAAGCCUUUUUUCAAUGAAAGAUAGGUCAAAAGGGAAAAAAGAGUGAAAAAAAGAAACAAGAUUGUAUGGGAAUUAAAUCGUAAUUAUUGUAAAUGAUAACGAGGAACCCGGAGAGAAAAAGAAUUAAAGGAAAAAUGAAGAAGAAAGCACUGCAGAAACACGUGGAAUGAUUCAGUGUGCUGUGUGAUAAUGGAGAAAGAAUGAAAGAGUGCGCGCGCGAGAGAGAGAGAGAGAGAGAAAGGACGAUGUACUUGCUGGCGACUGACUCUGUAAUACCAGUACAAACAUGCGUGCGACCCGUCUGCCGUCUGGCGAUAAGGUGGAGGGGCGCUCAUGCUAUGGUACGUCUUAAUGUUAGAUUAUAAGUAGCCUUUUUGUAUAAAGUGUAUCGAGGUAUAAAACCCUUAAAUUGAAUUAAUGUACAGAAUGUGUAGAAAUAGUGAAUAAUAAUAUUAUGGAAUAUAUUUUAUUUCUCAUUUGAAUGAAACCUAAGUUGUUUCGAUUUUUGUCAUGCACUAGCACAUCAUCUCAACCUUUACUACGUUUGGAAGAAAACAUUCCAUCCAUCGUGAUUAGACCGCUUUCGAAAUAGGUUACUUAUAUGUGUUCUAACGAUUGAUAAGGCCGAGGCUCGUCGUCGAAUUUUUAAGAUUGUACCGCGUAUUAUUAACGGUAGCGUGCUAGGCUAAGCUUUUCAUGCUACGCACUUUAUCCUCAAAUUACAAGCAUUUCAACAAGUUUACUAACUCAUCGUGUGAGACGCUAUCGAUAUGCAUGUGCGUAUCUGUUUUAUCAAAUCACAGAAAGAGAAGGUCAUACUGUGCGAAUUUAUUUAUUAUAAACUGUCAGUAUUGCCGUAGUAAUAUUCUAGCGCGUACAUUAAUAUCCGAAUAAAUUGCUGAUACUAUAAUAAUUAUUAUAAAAUGAAAUGACAUUGUGUAAUUUUUUAUAAUCUGGAAAAGGUACAAGAAGAAAAGAUAUUGCUCUAUUCAAUAUUAAAUUUUCUCACAUUGAGAAUAAUAAUAAUUAUUUUAAAAAAUGUCAAAAUACUUGACAACACAGAUUUUUAUCAGGUAUUAUUAACCAUGCUGUAAGGAUAGUAUCGGCAUUUAAAAUAAAUAAUCUCGCACAGGACCGUCACAUCGCCAGAUCAAAGUGACUUUUGUUUUAUGGACGUGUCAUUCAUUAUCGCAAGAACCUUCAACAACGAGAUUAGAAAUAUAUCCCUUUCCCUAGUAAUAAAAACUAUAAGUUGAGAUUCUCAUACAAUUAUUUAGCGGGUUAGAGAAAAACGAAAUUUAAUGACCGAAUAAAGCGUAGCGUAUACAUAUACUCUAAGCAGAUACUCUUGUUGCAGAGAUUGCGGCGAUCUCGAUAUCUAUUAUUUGCAUGACAAAAUCAGCUGAUCACGCAUUUUUCAAAUUUACUUCAGAUAAUCGAAAAGACUAAAAAUUAUACAAUUGUAAAAAAAAGAACAGUGAAACACGUCGCGAUAAAAUUGUUGUGCAAGAUUUACAGCAUACGGUUGUACGAAUUAUCUCUUAAUGUCGUCACGAGAUCGACACGAUCGCGUUCGAAACACGUUUGUGUGUGUUGCUGAUGAUUUUACCGAGUACUUGCUUGCACAAAAUGUUUGUUAACAAGCUUGCAUCGCAUUGAUAACAACUGAGUUAAAUGCGUAUACCGCAGUUUGAAAUUGCAGCAUUUUAAUUAGCGCUUUUUACAAACAAGCAACAUUGGCAGAGCAUUAAAAGAUAUUCAACGAAAUGCACGUUUAUAUUUGUUGUAACCUGCGCGAUACGUGAUUACGUGCGCCGCUAAGCGGUUAAAGAAAAAAAGCACGAAAAAUAAUGAGGAUCUAUUGCCACUUUAUACAAUAAUCUCCUAGCAAUUAGACGACGCAUCGUAGUUGUAAAUUCAAAGGAACGCUUACCGUGUUUCUUGUACCGUAUUUUGUACUACAAAAACUUGUACAAUGAAUUACUGAUUUUCUAUAGAGAUUUGACGAAAAACAAUCAAUUAUCAAUUUUACAAUAGUGUAAAAGCUGUAUAUAUAAUGAUUGUUAUAACACUAGUUAUAACAUUUUCUGCCGUAGGGACGAACGUGCUUUCCUUUGUCUGCAUUUCUACUUGUAAACGGGAUGUUCUGCUUAUGUGAUAACACUCAAAUAGAAACGUGCAAGUGAAAAGAAGACCUCCGUUUGUUAUAUAAUAACAAAUUUUGUCUUCGAUGCUCCGAAAUUAAUUUCCUCCCUAACGCGUUUAUCGCAAAUGAUAAAAAAUUGUGAUUUUACUUAAUAAUAUAUUUUAUUGUGAUUAUUUGAGUGAUAUUUAAAUACCAUACUGCUUUGUGCAAAGACUUCAAGUUAUUAAAAUACAGUACUAAUUUCUUCAAUAUAA